This is a messenger RNA of Monoraphidium neglectum, 1203 nucleotides long. RefSeq names its product chorismate synthase. The transcript has 3 exons. Lineage: Eukaryota; Viridiplantae; Chlorophyta; Chlorophyceae; Sphaeropleales; Selenastraceae. Gene Ontology annotation, biological process: aromatic amino acid biosynthetic process; chorismate biosynthetic process. Bases 1 to 1203 code for a protein of 400 amino acids. Gene Ontology annotation, molecular function: FMN binding; chorismate synthase activity. Gene Ontology annotation, cellular component: cytosol. The record is from RefSeq and is a predicted model, not a curated record.
AUGCAGACUGCUCCCAUGCAGCAAGCGCGUCAACGGGCAGCACGGCCGCCGCAGCGGCGUGCAGGGUGUGGCGGACGGCACGCUGUGGUGGUGGUGCGCGCCGCUGGCAGCACGUACGGCAAUGCGUUCCGUGUGACCACAUUUGGCGAGUCUCAUGGCAAGGGUGUGGGCUGUGUAGUGGACGGCGUGCCCCCGCGGCUGGCUAUUACGACUGAGGAGAUCCAGCUGGAGCUGGACAGGCGGCGCCCCGGGCAGAGCAUCAUCACCACGCCGCGCAAGGAGGAGGACACCUGCGAGAUCCUGUCAGGAGUCUUUGACGGCGUCACCCUCGGCACGCCCAUUGCAGUGCUUGUGCGCAACAAAGACCAGCGCAGCAAUGACUACUCGGAGAUGAGCGUCGCGUACCGCCCCUCUCACGCUGACGCCACCUACGACUUUAAGUACGGCAUCCGCGCCAUCGCCGGCGGCGGCCGCUCCUCAGCACGCGAGACCAUUGGGCGGGUCGCGGCUGGCGCCAUCGCCAAGAAGCUGCUGCACGUGGUCGGCGGCACCGAGGUGCUGGCAUACGUGAGCCAGGUCCGUGAGGUCGGCUGCAACGUGGACAACAGCUCCUUCACCAUGGCGGAUGUUGAGAGCAACAUCGUACGCUGCCCAGACCAGGACGCGGCGCAGAAGAUGAUUGAUGCAAUCAAUGAGGUGCGCAACCGCGGAGACUCGUGCGGCGGCGUGGUGACGUGCGUCGUGCGACGCUGCCCCAAAGGGCUGGGCUCGCCCGUGUUUGACAAGCUGGAGGCGGAGCUGGCCAAGGCGCUGAUGAGCCUGCCCGCCACCAAGGGAUUUGAGAUUGGCAGCGGCUUUGCCGGCAGCGAGCAGCUGGGCAGUGAGCACAACGAUGAGUUUUACAUCGACGGCAGCGGUGCGGUGCGCACGCGCACCAACCGCAGCGGCGGCGUGCAAGGUGGCAUCAGCAACGGCGAGGACAUUGUGAUUCGCCUCGCCUUCAAGCCCACGUCCACCAUCAGCCGGCCGCAAAACACGGUCACGCGUGACGGCCAGGAGACUGAGCUGCGCGCGCGCGGACGCCACGAUCCCUGCGUCGUGCCGCGUGCAGUUCCGAUGGUCGAGUCCAUGGUGGCGCUGGUGCUGGCUGACCAGCUGCUGCAGCACUACGCGCAGUGUGAGCUGCUGCCAAAGUCCGCUUGA